GGCCUGCAAACUAGCAGUCAACAUAUCAAUCUUCUUCUCCAGCUCCGCCACCCGUGAGUCCGUUUUUUUAGCCCGUUUCCUCGUGGGCUGGGUGAUAACGCACUCGCGUUUGGCUUUGGCACAUCUCUUGCAAGGGCCAUCUGGGUCAGCCGGGUCUGGGUCACAACGAACUUUGAGACCUCUGCAUGAUUCACAGGCACGGGGCUUUUUGGGAUCUAGCCCACCGCCAGCGCCGCCUGGAGAGUGGUGCUCAUCACCGGGACUGUUGUGGUGGUGAUAUGAAUUGUUAGGGGUGUUGACAGCAAUGGAGCUGGGGGCCGUGGUAUUGGCUGGAGUGGACGAGGUGUUGACGGUUGCGGUUGAUGCAGGUGUUUGUGGGGAGAAUGCCGAUGUUGGAUGGUUAGUGUGGGGAAUUGGGGGUUGGUGAUGAUGUGGUGGUUGCCAUUGCUGUUGCUGCGGGCGCAAUUGAUGCUGCUGCUGGGGAUGAUGGGCUUGGAGUUGGGGGAGCCUAUCAUGGUGGUGUUGUGCAUUCAGCGAGCUCGCUGGCGGCUGGGCGCUCAGCGCCCCAUGAACGGGGGCUGGAGGUGUUGGCGCAUUGCCUGGGUCGUUGCUGGAAGUGCUGGUGCUGCCGUUGCCGCUUCCACUGCCGCCGUUACUGCUGCGGAGCAUGGGGUCAAGCGCCGAGAUGUCCAUGCCGGUGGUUGUCUGUUCGGCCUGCCGACGGUCUUGCUGAUGCUGACGGCUUUUCUGAGGCCGAUCACCGAUGCUGAGCGGUCGAAUGUCAGGGCGAGGAAAGUCGGCGCUCCAACCGAGAGUCCCGAGUUCAGAAGUGGCGCCGCGCCGAGAAUGGAAUUCUCCCAUUAAAUUGCGUACUACGUCCGCUGUUACACACCCGCGAAAAUUUAAUUUCAUGUGAUGUACAAGCCUUGGAUGACGACACCAACCUCGGUAAGCAAAGACUCCGACGUGGUACGUGCGCCACCUCCAUCAAACAACCCUACUGCGUACAAACCAUUGCGAUGUGAGGCAAACCCAGAACACAGCUCAUUGCCUGCAGUAUAUGCUAUAUCUCAGCGGCGAGGUAUCUCGGGUUAGUUGAUGAACUGUAUCUUGAGGGUUGACGAAGACCUAGCUCAAGACCUUGGGGCUCCUUGAAUCAUGAUCAAGUUGCGUGAUUGCAUCGACAUGUGCUUGCCGAUGAUGAAAGUUCGAACACUCCCAUGCUGUCUGCGCAUUUCAGGUAAGCGCGAGACGGCCCAGAGGGCAAGAGGUACGAGGUAGGAAGUAUGAAGGAAGGCAAGAAGAAUGGUUGCUGCUACCAGCUAUCAGACUUUGACACCAAGAUGACGGAGACUGAGCUCCGGCCCAAAUGAUUAUUUCAAGGGAGACUCAACUUCCUGGUCCAGUGAAGUCGAAAAGUAUCACUCCCGCAUACAUUCUUAUUUCUUGAGAGAAGAGUCGGCCAGCAUCAAGCCCUCAUCAACAGCUCCUUGUUCAUCCCAAUCGCUUCACUGUUAGGCCCACACGUCGACCACCGUCAGCAACAUGUUCAUUAAGCUUGCCUCCUUUCUGGCUCUCGCAGCAACUGUGACCGCCACCACCCCGUUUCAUACCACCAACGCCACCUCCCUGUAUCAAGACAACGGCCACGGCAUCAAAUGGACAGGCGUAAUCACCCCCGGUCAGCCCAAAACCACCCUCUUCGGCACCGUUGACGAGAUCUACAACUAUAUCCUCGCAAUCAACCCCAACUACGUCGCCCAGCCUCUCGACAAGUCCGACCUUGCCCUCCUCGCCUCCCCCUGGAACGAACCCGGGACCACCAAGCUAGUCGCCCGACAAAGGUCAAAAUACCUCGACAAGUUCCCCAGCCCCGUGUGUCGCGUCAUGGCCACGGGCAACAGCAGAUCCCUCGAUCCCAUAAUAAACGAACUGGAUAUCCUUGGUGGAAUAUGUGAGGCUCCCAAGGAUGCCUGCCGCCGUGUUGGGUGCAAGUCGACUACGGCUGGGUAUCUUUGUGGUGAAUACGGCAACGCAGCUGUGGUUGCAUGUACCGAUGUGUCACGUCGUCUGGAGGUGAUCAAGAGGGACUGCUGUUCGGUGAUAGCUGAUUUUGGCGGAAAACCAGUGUCGGGACACUCCAAACGUCACGACUACGGGGUGUAUGCUGGGUAUGGGAACUGUAAUCAUGGGGAGGAUAGCUCGCCGGCUGAUUAUCCUUAUCCUGGGGGUGGGAUUAAUGGGAAGUGUUAGGGGUUGGCGGGUAUUGCAAUGGUAAUUGGGGGGGUGAUAUCUGCGAAGGGUUGCGAGUGUCUUUCGUCGAGGUUGGUUGAUGGGAUGC
Molecule: messenger RNA, 2341 nt
Organism: Podospora bellae-mahoneyi
Lineage: Eukaryota; Fungi; Ascomycota; Sordariomycetes; Sordariales; Podosporaceae
Exons: 3
Coding region: 1546-2253 (235 amino acids)
Source: RefSeq, a predicted model, not a curated record